AUGGAGACGACACUCCUCACCCAUAUCGCCUCACAGACUGCCUCCAACAUCGAUUUUCUCGUCGCCAACGGGUACGUCACCCAAACAGAGGCAGCCGGCCUGCAGAGAAAACUAUCCUCCCUCCAAUCAACAUCAACACCAGCGUCUGUUCGUCCGCCCGCCGUUAGGUCGCCCUCCAUCCCGCCACCUCCACCAGCAGCACCUGCACCAACCGUCGUCCAAGCCAAAGCACUCUGGGCAUACAACCUCGACGCCUCUGACCCCGACGACCUCUCCUUCGCGGCUGGGGACAUCAUCACCAUCAUCGAGGAGACCAACGCGGACUGGUGGCUUGGCGAGCACAACGGCUGCAGGGCCCUCUUCCCCGCGAACUAUGUCGAGAAGAUCACCGCGCCUGCACCUGCACCUGCAGCUAGGACUCUUCCUCCCGUGUAUAUCCCGCCUACGGGUGGUCGAUCCGUCCCUCCCGCUCCCGCUGCGACGCAGAAGAAAGAGUACAAACCCUUCAUGGCUGCCCACUCAGGCUCCAACGUCCCUCCGCCUCCUGGGGCAGGUACGAACUCUGUUGGUCUCCAGCAGGACCCUGGUCAGGAUGGGAAAAAGAGCAAGUUUGGGAAAGGCUUCGGUGCUGGUGCUGCUAUUGGUGGAGGGCUUGUUAGAGCGAUAUUCUGA
Molecule: messenger RNA, 672 nt
Organism: Desarmillaria tabescens
Lineage: Eukaryota; Fungi; Basidiomycota; Agaricomycetes; Agaricales; Physalacriaceae
Product: SH3-domain-containing protein
Exons: 2
Coding region: 1-672 (223 amino acids)
Biological process (GO): protein transport to vacuole involved in ubiquitin-dependent protein catabolic process via the multivesicular body sorting pathway
Cellular component (GO): ESCRT-0 complex
Molecular function (GO): protein binding
Source: RefSeq, a predicted model, not a curated record